Molecule: messenger RNA, 2997 nt
Organism: Tricharina praecox
Lineage: Eukaryota; Fungi; Ascomycota; Pezizomycetes; Pezizales; Pyronemataceae
Exons: 2
Coding region: 125-2842 (905 amino acids)
Biological process (GO): clathrin-dependent endocytosis; clathrin coat disassembly
Cellular component (GO): intracellular membrane-bounded organelle; cytoplasm; vesicle
Molecular function (GO): clathrin binding
Source: RefSeq, a predicted model, not a curated record
CCCCUAAGUUCGAACCCUUCCAACUGUCGCUCCUCCAGCCUAUUUGCGGAUCAUCCUCUCAUCGCCGACCGGCCGUGAUCAACUCGACGAACACUAGCUGGGCUACAUACUACCAAAUCACAUCAUGGACGAUCUUUCAAGACUCAACUGGUCGACCACAAACAAACCUCCCAACACAUUCGCGAAUGUGUCCCUGAAAUCAUCCCCGCUCUCCUCCGCUGGGCAUCAGAACGGCUCAACGCCAUCCAAGAAAACCGCCGGCGAUAGCUUCUCCAAUCUUGUAUCUUUCAGCCGUGACAAGCAGGCCUCCAAUCUGUCGCUACUGGAGCAGCAAAAGAAGCUCGAGGAGCAGCGCCAGAAAGAUGAGGAAGGUCGUCGGAAACAGAUGGACUCGCUGUUCGGGGGUGCCGGCUGGGAUUCUCUUGCUGGACGAGGCAGCGGAACACCUGCGUCAACCGCUUACAGCGCGCCUCCAGCGACCGAUGAUGACGAUCUCCUAGCAGCGUUUAACUCCUCAGCUCCUGUAGAUUCUACCUCCCACUAUCCGGCUCCAGCCACCAGCGUCACUCCGCAGCCACAGAAUGGCUUUGAUCUGCUCGGCGAGCCCUCUUUCGCAGCGAUCACCACACCGUCACUCUCCAACUCCCACUCCCUCGAUCUAUUCGGUACACCCACGAACCUCCCCUCGCGCGGCACCUCGCCCAUCCCGCCGCCGCAAUCGCAAACCGAUGACGAUGAUUUCGAUAUUCUGGGGGAUCUCGCGAAACCUGUAUCGGAGCUUCCACGGCCGCAGCCCACUCCGUCGCCGAAACCGGUGUCCCGUCCGGCUUCCGUACCGCCGACUUCGGAUCCAAGAGACCCCGCAAUCGCAGAGAUAAUGGAUAUGGGGUUUACAGCAGACCAGGCGAAACGAGCAUUGGCCGAGACGGAUACGGGAUUGGAUGUGGAGGCUGCGGUAGGUUGGUUACUGGAGGAUGCUCAUCAAAAGAAUCGGCCCGCUGGUUUGACACCCCCGCAGCAGGAACGUGGGAGGGAGCCACGCGGUGAGAGUAGCCGGCAGCCCCGAACUCCAUCGAACGAGCAGAGGAGGGAGCGGGAAAGGGGGGAUGCCAAUACUCCUGCGUGGGCGAGAGGUGGGCCGCGUCCCGGGGAGAAGGAUAUUGGGGCUUAUGCGGCGGAGGUGGGCGGGACGCUGUUCAAGUCAGCGAAUAGUCUCUGGAGUACGGGCCGCAAGAAGAUGGAGAGGGCGGUCGCGGAGCUGAAGGCGGAUUUGGUGGAUGGUGGAGGUGAUCCGACUCAGCCUAAGUGGAUGAGGGAGCGGCAGAUCAGAGAGGAGCUGGAAAAGCGUGGCGCAAAGGGAAUCUCUCGAAACGACAGACCGCCGUCAGCUGAUGAGGAAGAUACGCGCUCAAGAGGCAGGCCGGAGGCAGCAAUCACAGAUGAAGCGUUGAUGCUGGAAAUGGGAGGAGGCCCACCACCUCCGCGACGGAAGCUUAGGGAAGAACGGCUUUCACCGGCACCUUCCCGGAACUCUGGCAUGUCUGAAAACGAAAGGAUACAACAGCAGCGCAUGCUCGAGAUGGAGACUGCCAUACGGGAGAAGGAGAGAGAGAUGCACGAAAGGGCACUGCGGGAACGGGAAAGGUCACGUGCCGGAGCUGCUAUUCCCGACAGUGCAAGCAGGAAAGCUAAACUGGCCUCCGAGAGCGAACCGGUAUACGUCUCGCGCAACCGCCGACGACCACCUCCGUCCUCCGCUUCCGCCUCGAAACCAUCUACUCCCGAGCCAGACCUCCUCGGGGGUGGUAGCGGUAGUGGCCUAGGCGACAGCAGAGGCAGCAGCUCACUAAACCCCUUUGCCCGCGAUAUGGCAGCAGAAAGCCAGCGGUCUCCCCAACCCUCGACAAUAUCAAGGACACCAACUCCCCGCCGCCCAGCUCCCAAGCCACGACAGUCAGUUCCAAUCUCACCAUCUGCACUGGCUCAAUCCAACGCGGCGCGACAGAAAGGAACCGAUGCCUUCAAGCGUGGAGACUAUACCGCCGCAGACACCUUCUACACAUCUGCACUAGCCCCAGUUCCAGAAACCCACCCGCUGUGCAUAAUCCUCCUAGCCAACCGUUCCCUGUGCAAAGUCAAACUUGGCGGUCCCAAAGACGCCAUCGUCGAUGCCGAUGCCAUUCUCCAUCUCAUAGGCGAAUCUCGUGGAGAAUCCGAAACCAUCACGCUUGACGGCACGGAAAAGGACAUGAAGGAUUAUUGGCUUAAGGCCAUCAUGCGAAAAGCAGAAUGUCUCGAACAACUGGAGAAAUGGGGCGAUGCUAAGGAUACCUGGGAACUUGCCCUCACUGCGGGCGGAAACGCGGCUGCUAUCAAUGGUAAGCGCCGCUGUGAGGCGGCCCUCAAGCCUAAGGCUCCACCGAAGCCGAAGGCCCCCGUCAAGCCUAAGGUUCCAUCGCCAUCUGCUAAGCCGAACGUCGCUGUGGCGGCGCUACGGAAGGCAAACGCCGACCAGGAGCGACAGGAUAAUGAACGCCUGGAGUUGCAUGAUAUCGUGCACGACAGAAUUGGAAACUGGAAGAACGGCAAGGAGGGGAAUCUCCGAGCACUUCUUGCGGGACUUGACACAGUACUAUGGGAGGGGAGUGGGUGGAAGAAGGUUGGAAUGGGGGAGUUGCUUAUUCCCCAGAAAUGUAAGAUCGCUUAUAUGAAGGGCAUUGCGAAGGUUCAUCCUGAUAAGAUCAGUCAGGAUGCUACCACGGAGCAGAAGAUGGUCAGUGCCGCCGUUUUCAGUCUUCUCAAUGAUUCAUGGGAGAUAUUCAAGACUGAGAAUGGGUUGUAAUUAGAAUGGCGACUAUAAUUUCUCUCCUAGGGAUAUCUUUGGUAGCUUGACUUGACGCGUUUAGAACUGCGAGUUUUUGGAUGUUUAUUGCGUUUUUUGUUUUUAUUUUUUCGAUUUUCGAGCUUUAAAGCAUUUCUCUCUCCAUCUACACCAUU